Messenger RNA from Paramecium octaurelia, 353 nucleotides. The record is from the annotation of a GenBank genome assembly. NCBI's taxonomy places the organism in Eukaryota, Ciliophora, Oligohymenophorea, Peniculida, Parameciidae.
AUGAAUAAGGGUUUGAUUCUUUCAUUCUCCAAACAGUCAACUAAAUAAGACCUUGAUUAAUCCAUCAUUCAAGAAAAUUCUCCUAUAUUAAUGUUUCUCUAAAAAUAAAAAAAAAGAAAUAUCUUUUACAUAAGCUUUAAGGUUGUAGCCAUAUAGGUUUAACUAAAUCAUGCAUAUUACUUAGUAACUUAAUUAUCUAGUAAUUUUAGAUUGAAGUUAAUGAAUAUGGAAAAAAGUGGGUCAUGAGGAUUCGUUUUAGUUAGUUAUAAUAAUUUAACAAAAAACUUGUGCAAACUCUAUCAGAUUAAACUCACUCUUUCAUCCAGUUUUGUAUUUAAUAAAUUGAGACCUGA